Molecule: messenger RNA, 882 nt
Organism: Thelazia callipaeda (thelaziosis nematode)
Lineage: Eukaryota; Metazoa; Nematoda; Chromadorea; Rhabditida; Thelaziidae
Source: the annotation of a GenBank genome assembly
AUGCUUCAGUAUUUAUUAAUAAAACUAUUAAUCUUAACCUUUGUUUAUUUAUGUUGGGCAAGCAAUCUGCAUCGUAUUCCUCUCUAUCCAGUCUACAGUGAAACUAACCAACAUCUUGGAUAUGCGUUGAAGGUGAUAAUCGGUAUACCUGAAGAAGAAUACACAUUAAUGCAUUCAUUUUGCUUAGGUAAAAAGAGUUACGGUUUGACGGGUAAAAAAUCAUUGAAGAUACAUCAUCUUUCCAGACAUGGAAUUGUUGCAGAAGCAUGGAAAGAUACAGUUUCGUUUGAAGGGUUAAAUGGUUCUUUAACCUUUGAGAACUUUGAAUUUGCUGUAGCUGUAAAAGUUCUUUGGCCGGAUAUAGACGAUUACACUAACGUCGAUGGCUUAUUUGGAUUAUUCAGAUCAUUCACUGUUGCAAAUCCUAUGUUUACAACAAUGAUGCAAAAUAAUAUUUUGCCCAGCUUAGGAAUUGCUGCGCCACCAAUGGAAUGGAACAAAGAUGCGGUUCUAACUUUGGGUGGAUUUGAUCAAACUUUAUGCGAUACUAAUAAUCCAUUGUUGUUAGCACGACAUUCUCGAAUUCUAGCAUUUCCUUAUUCUGCUAUUUUAUUUGGCAAGACUGCAUAUCAACCACAGUUUGAACUGUGCUCUGCUUUUAUUUGUGCCAAUUCUCCAUAUAUUAGUGUAGCAUCAGCUUUCAUGGAUAGUAUUGUUCGAAAAUACAAUUUACAGUACAAUGGGCAGACAAGGAAAUAUUUAACAAAAUCGAACAAUAUGCCUCGUUUUUUGAAUAUUUAUCUACACGAAAACGAAAACAAUCGCAUGCAUGUUCUCAACAUUAAUCUGAAAUAUCUUAUCAAAGAAUAUAAUGUUAGUUGA